AUGGCCUACUCCUCCAGUGGUCGCUUGGCAUUUGUCGCAGUCACUGCGCUUUGGGUGUGGGCUGCAAGCACCGCCUUCGUGUCUUCGAACAGCGGCGUGAAGGGCUUGCGUGGAGCAGAGAGGCACUCCCACGCCGAGUACGCCCCUUUCCCUACUACACAAGAGAUGGGAGAACCAGGUGCACCCAGCCUGCCUUCUGGCUUGCAGGCAGUGCUGUUGGCGGCAGUCGUUGGCUUGAUGGUGGGUCUUGCUCCUGUCCGCGCUGAGGAAGAUGUGACCAAAGAGCUGGGUGGUGCUGAGCAAAGGGCUUUCAAGUCCAAGACUCGAAAAUCAUUGAAGAAGGAGAAGGCCAAGGCCACUGGGGCCACCAUUGUUGAGGAUGACACUGGCAAGAAGAAGCGUGUCAUCAUUUCCCCUGCCGAUGAAUUGGAUGAGGAUGAACUGUCCCCUACACGGCCAAACCAGCCUUUGCUCUUCUUGAUCUACGCCACUCCAGUGACCCUCUACCUGACCUUCUACGUCUUGGGAUCAUUAAACAUCAUUUGA
Molecule: messenger RNA, 546 nt
Organism: Durusdinium trenchii
Lineage: Eukaryota; Dinophyceae; Suessiales; Symbiodiniaceae
Source: the annotation of a GenBank genome assembly